CUCGCUAUAUUCACAGAGAUUUGUUUCGACUGGGCAACGCUGUAAGAUGAGUGCACGUGUAACAGUUCUCUUGCUUCUGGUUGCCCCAAGAUGCAUAGAUUCUUUGGAAUGUUACGCAUGUGCAGAUAUAGCAAAUAUAAAUGAAUGUCUAGUAACUUCACAGUGCCAAAGUAGACAGUCUUGUUUUACCAGCAAGCUUGUAUCCGGGCAAGACACGAGGUAUUCGCUUGGAUGUACAGAUUACCAGCUAUGCGGAGUCCAAUCAAACAGUCAGCCAGAAUUAGUUGGUCGUGAGAUAAGCAGCCGGGAAACGUCUUGCCACGAGUGCUGCAGUUCCGAAAGAUGUAACAAUCAGCUGUGUAUCCAUUUCAAACCAACAACUUGCAUUGAUGACGCAAAAGUUGACUGCGCUUACAUGAAUGCGAUGUUCAAUAUAUGUAAAGAUAUUCAACAUUCGAAAACAGUCUGUCCAAAUUUUUGUGGUCUUUGUCAACUAGUUGACGGUAACUGGGCUCAGUGGACGCAAUGGUCUUCUUGCGACGUAACAUGUGAAGCGGGUAAACAAACAAGAACAAGGACUUGCACAGAUCCUGCUCCAGCAAACAAAGGAUUGGAUUGUGUAGGAAAUAAUACUGAAACAAAACCAUGCAUCAAACAGCCAUGCCCUGGUACACAAUUUUGUGUAUAAAAGUCUUGAAAAAAGAUAAUUGUCGUUGGCUGUCAGCCGUUUAUUACAUGCGUUUAAAAAAUAUUAAAAUCUGAAAAAUGCUACGACUAUUUGCAUCUGUCCACAAUGCAAAAGCUUUUCCUUCGUUGCAACUAUAUACAGUGCAGCGGGUAUAUUCCAGUUUCUAUGAAAAUAAUUUGGAGCAUUCCCAGGUAAAAUGCUCAAUUAACUGCGCGUGUGCACUUGUUUUUCAUAUGUAUGCCGAACGUUGACAAGGAAAGUGUGUUAGUGGAUGAACUAAACUUUUGUGAUAUGCAUGGCUUCCACAUACUUCAAACACACCAAUAUUCCAAAGUCAAAACUGCAUUUCCUUCGAUGAACUUAUAAACAACAAAAGAAUUUCAAAAGUCCUAUGAAAUCUUUUGUGGACCAUUCAGAUUUCACAAUUGUUCGUUUGGCCACAAUUGUUUACAGUUUGAGAUAUGAGCAUAUAAACGUACGUUGUCGAUUUAAAGUGUGCGUUGUGAUGAGACGCGUCGAUAUAAUUGGAUUUCUUCGUUUCAAAGAUAAACUUCGCAACACAGGAACAGUCACCAAACCGUAAAUAUAAUAUAUGAAUUAAGAUUUGAGAUUUGAGAAAGUAACAUCUGGCAUGCAAUACACGACUGUUUUUAAAGUACGCGCAUAGGACUUCGACCUCAUUAUACCAACAACACGAUCAUUUUACUUUUUUCCAAAAUGGGAACUACUGAAAGUAAAAAUCAAACUGCGAUUUCUAAAACUAAAGGUCACCAGUACGUACUCAUACCCGGUAAACAAUGGAACUGCUAUUUAGACCUAGAAUACAUUUAGUCAUUUGUUACAAAUUUUAAUAUUCACUUAUAUUCACGUUAAUAAGACAUCCACAAGAAAAUUCAGACAUAUUUGUUCUAGCCGCUUUUGCGUUAAGUAUAUCGGCAACAAGGACGGUAACAUAAUAUGAAGAAAUGUUGAUAAUGGUAUACGAUUUUCGUGUACAUAGUAGAUGCAGCAUCUAAGCGCAAGCAUAUAUUUACAUAUGUGUGUAAACAAAUUUCAGUUCACGGAGGAUGGUCAAUCUGGUCUGACUGGGGAAGCUGCUCUGUCACAUGCGAGGUCGGAAUUCAAAAAGGUAUCGUAACUGUUCCAAUCCGUUGCCGUCAAAAUUUGGAGACCAUUGCUUUGGUGACUCUAUGGACGACAGACUUUGUAAGCCUGGCCCAUGUGCAAAUGGCGGAUGGUCAUUCUGGGGUAAAUGGAGCAAUUGUAGUGCUUCAUGUGAUGGUGGCUUACGCUCCCGAUUCAGAGACUGCAGCAAUCCAGUACCGUCACCUCAAGGGAAAUUUUGUGUUGGACAAUCAUCGCAAGUUGAAGACUGUAAUAAAAACC
Messenger RNA from Mercenaria mercenaria, 2074 nucleotides. Its product is annotated as coadhesin-like. The transcript is spliced from 8 exons. NCBI's taxonomy places the organism in Eukaryota, Metazoa, Mollusca, Bivalvia, Venerida, Veneridae. Bases 47 to 688 code for a protein of 213 amino acids. The record is from RefSeq and is a predicted model, not a curated record.